AUGUUCAGGUAUAGAGAAAAGAUAAAAGGAAUGUUUUACUAUGCGUAUAAUGGUUAUCUAAAUUAUGCAUUUCCACUCGACGAGCUCAAACCAAUUACAUGUACAGGACAGGAUACAUGGGGAUCAUUCUCGCUGUCAUUGGUAGAUGCGUUGGAUACGCUGAUCGUUAUGGGUAACACAACAGAAUUUCGUCGAGCUGUUGACGCUGUAUUGAAGUCUGUAAGAACCGAUGCGAAUGUGAAUGUCUCCGUAUUUGAAACCAAUAUUCGUAUAGUAGGUGGGCUGAUAUCUGCCCACAUGCUUAGUGGACGUGUUGAAGACGGAUGGCCUUGUUCUGGCCCACUUCUAAGACUGGCUACCUCUUUGGCAUUGCGCUUGCUACCAGCUUUUAAUACAGAGACGGGGAUGCCAUAUGGCACAGUGAAUUUGAGGUAUGGAGUACCGAAGAGUGAAACACCUAUUACGUGUACUGCUGGUAUUGGAACGUUUAUUGUCGAAUUUGGAACAUUAUCACGUCUAACUGGAAAUCCACAGUUUGAGCGAGUAGCAUUGAGAGCCCUGGAAACUUUAUGGCGAACACGGUCUUCUAUUGGUUUGGUUGGGAACCACAUCAAUGUGCAAACAGGUGAGUGGAAAGCCACGGAUACUGGCAUAGGUGCAGGAGUGGAUUCAUACUUUGAGUACCUUGUUAAAGGGGCUCUUCUCUUGCAACGUCCUGCUCUUAUGAAGCAGUUUAAUGAGUAUGCUUCUGCUAUAAAUCGUUAUGUUCGAAAAGGUGACUGGUUUCUGUGGGUGUCCAUGGAUAAAGGUGCCGUUUCACUGCCCAUAUUCCAGUCACUGGAGGCGUUUUGGCCUGGUUUAUUGACAAUGGUCGGCGAUGUUGAGAAUGCUUCUCGAAUCAUGCUCCAGUAUUCCCAAGUUAUUCGUCAGUAUGGUUUCCCGCCCGAGUUCUAUAAUAUACAGAAUUCAGCAUCCGACAAACGUUCUGCUUUCCCACUGCGUCCUGAAAUCGUAGAAAGUUUGAUGUACCUGUAUAGGGCAACGGAAGAUCCGCAAUUCUUAGAACUUGGAGCACAAAUAGUUGAUGCCAUUGAACAUAGUGCGAAAACGUCGUGUGGUUACGCCACUAUCAAUAACGUUGAGGAUCAUUCAAUUGAAGAUAGGAUGGAGUCGUUUUUCUUAGCUGAGACAACAAAGUACCUGUAUCUUCUUUUCGAUCCUGAGAACUUUUUGCAUAAUGAUGGAAUAGUGGCACGAAUAAUAGACACGCCAAACGGCGAAUGUGUUAUAGAUGCUGGAGGGUACAUAUUCAACACGGAGGCACACCCGGUUGAUCCUGGUAUUGUUCAUUGUUGUUCGGCACAGAGGCAAGCAGAACGUGAAGCUGUAAGGAAAUGGGAAGACAACUACGAUUUGCUCUCUAUACUUGACCGUAUGGAUAAUAUGUCACCGUUGUAUUUUCGAAAAGAAUUUGAUUUGGAGAUUGAUGAAUCGCUCAGUGAGGAAGAUGAGAGUUCGUAG
Molecule: messenger RNA, 1521 nt
Organism: Angiostrongylus costaricensis
Lineage: Eukaryota; Metazoa; Nematoda; Chromadorea; Rhabditida; Metastrongylidae
Source: the annotation of a GenBank genome assembly